Molecule: messenger RNA, 1793 nt
Organism: Mugil cephalus (flathead mullet)
Lineage: Eukaryota; Metazoa; Chordata; Actinopteri; Mugiliformes; Mugilidae
Exons: 4
Coding region: 273-1235 (320 amino acids)
Source: RefSeq, a predicted model, not a curated record
CUGGCUUUGUGAUUUUAUUCUUUAAUCUCUCUCGUCAAACAAACGGAUGUGAAAGGCGCCACUUCGUCCUCCUCUGUUUACACACCGAUUAAAGUUACGGAAUAACUCUGAGUGUUUGACUUUCUCUUCCAGCUUCCUCCCCGACCACGUCUGUGUCUUCCCCUGCUCGGUUUGUUCCAGUCCCGCUGCUUUGGAUCUGUUCUGGAGCCGUAUGAGGGAUUAAAGUGCAGAUGGAGUUAGUUGGAGUUAGCAGAAGGUUUUAAAGACGUCGUAUGGCCCUGCACCCAUGGGGUAGGUGUGUUGCUGCUGCUGCCAACAGGAUGUCCUGCUCCUGCUGCUGCUGUGUGACUCCCAGUGAACAGCUGCUGCACGGUCGACGUCUGUCUCCUCCUGCAGGGAAGCAGAAGAAGGAGGAGGAGGAGGAGGAGGAAGCGGAGGAGGUGGAGAGCAGGAGGAACAUGGACAUUUCAAUGCUCAGAGAACAGUACAGGAGCAGCAGAGACAGGCAGAGGACACACACUCAGGUGCUGCUGCUCAGGGAAGUUUCUGUGGAGCUGUCGGACGCUGUCAACGUGGUGCCAGUGUCUCAGCGUUUGGUUUCACCCCCGGCUGUGACCUUUGAACCCGAACUCCUGACCUACGACCCCUGGCACGUCCACCUGGACCUCCACCGGCGCUCCUGCCCCCCCCUCAGCGUCCAGCUGCCCUCGUCCUCCUCAGACACAACAAGCAGCGGGUGUUCUUGGUCUUCCUCCUCUGAGGAUGAGGCCAGAAAACAAUGUGAGGACUCAGUUUCUCUGAGCAGCUCCAAAGAAACAUCCUUCAGCGGCUCCAAAGAUCCCGUCUUCAGGUCUGCAGAAAAUUCAGUUCCCACAUCCUCUGACUCAGUGGACGGGAUCCAGGUUUCUUUUCCUGACUUCAGGACGUCCAGGAAGAGUUCGGUCUGCAGCUCCUUCGCAGAUUCUCAGGAACCUUCUGAUGAAAGCUCCACCCCCGUCGCCUCUGUAGCAUCAUCUACCACCAACAACCGACACCAGGACCCGGAGGAGCCUGAGAAAACCAGUGGCGUCCUGCAGACCAGCAGGAAGUCCUCAGCCCCGUCCCUCAGGUUCACCAGGCAGCUGAGUGUCGGAGGGGCGGCUUCGUUCUCCUCCAGCCACUACCCGUUCCCCAGCAGGAGGAACCCGAGGAUCUCUGAGGCCGCCAAGAGGCUGGGCAUGUACGCGUCCUUCUGAGGAGGUCGCACAACCAGAGAAUCCAGAUAUGAAAUAAAUCAAAUGUAAAAUCUAGAGAUGAAGUGAAAUUAAAAGUAAACAAACACAGAAACACAAAUCUGAAGACUAAACAAUUCACCGAGGGCCAGGACGCUUUUUCAAUCAGGAAUUCUUCUUCUUUUGGCAGGAAGCCCAGAGACGUGACUGGGUGCAGCUUCUUAGAUAUCGAGCAAUGGAGUCUCGUUCCUUCUUUAAGUAUGUUCAUCAGAAUCCUUCAGGUUGUUUCUACCUUUUAUUUAUUCUCCAAACAUUCAGCUUUUUUUUUUAUAAAUACAAAUAUUACUUAGCCAACAUUAAUACAUUAUAAUAUAAUAAAGUGACCUGGAAUUACACUGUGUUAUGUGGAAAGAAGACAUUUAGAAAAUUAUUAGGUUAGGUAACGCUUCCCUGUUAAAGAGUUAAAAGAGUUUUUUCUUUGCCACCACUGCUUUAGUGCUUGUUCUGGGUUCUAAAAGUGUCUUGAGACAACUUGUAGGUAAUUGAUGCUAUACAAAUACAAUUCAAUUAAAGUUGGCUUCA